Pseudomassariella vexata is the source of this 1287-nucleotide messenger RNA. RefSeq names its product isoprenylcysteine carboxyl methyltransferase. Gene Ontology annotation, molecular function: protein C-terminal S-isoprenylcysteine carboxyl O-methyltransferase activity. Gene Ontology annotation, cellular component: endoplasmic reticulum; membrane. Gene Ontology annotation, biological process: C-terminal protein methylation. Lineage: Eukaryota; Fungi; Ascomycota; Sordariomycetes; Amphisphaeriales; Pseudomassariaceae. The transcript is spliced from 2 exons. The record is from RefSeq and is a predicted model, not a curated record. The coding region runs from base 125 to 889 and encodes 254 amino acids.
CUCUGGACGAGGCCAAAAGAAAGACGCUUGGUAACAACCGACAAUGAAGAAAAACAUACAACCGCAUGCCUUUGUCCGUGAAGUGCACGCAUGACCUCGAGGUAACCAAGUCACAAUUGACACAAUGGAGCACUGGCCGGAUAGCGACGCCCUACAAAGCGCUCGAAUAAGCCCCGACAAGCCAUACUUCCCCGGCCAGCCCAAGUCCCUCGAAGGCAUUGCGCUGCGAUCAUUUUGGCUCGGCAUCGCCCUCGCGUUAUCCGCCGUAGCUACCUUCUCAACCCUUCUCUUCUCGUCGUCUCCGCUCUGGCGACUGCCCUUCUUCUGGGGCGCCCUGUCAACGUUUCACUUUCUCGAGUUCUGGACGACUGCGAAAUACAAUACUCGACAGGCGAAUAUAGACUCGUUCCUCUUGACUGCGAACUGGCCUCUGUACGCGAUAGCGCAUGCCUCCGCUUCCAUCGAAUGCCUUCUCACCAAGCUCCUCUGGACGAGCCGAUCUUGGGCGCCUUUAUACAUUGGCCAUAUACUGCUUCUGCUUGGGUUGAUGUUGGUUUUUAUAGGACAAUUAAUCCGCGCAACAUCCAUGAUGCAGCUGGGCACUAGCUUCAACCACAUUGUGCAGCACAAGAAAAAUGACGACCAUGUGCUCAUGACUACGGGCAUCUAUGGAGUGAUGAGACACCCUUCUUAUUUCGGCUUCUUCUGGUGGGGCAUCGGCACUCAGCUUGUCCUUGGAAACCCUAUCUGCUUCCUCGGGUACACAAUCGUCCUGUGGAAAUUCUUUUCGGGUAGAAUAAAGGUUGAAGAGAAAUUCCUAGCGAAGAUGUUCGACGACUACGUCGAGUACAAGAAGAGGGUCCCCACUCGGAUCCCCUUCAUCCCGUGAGCAAUGGGAAGCAAGGGAAGGGGUGGUUGCGAUGGCGCUCUGGAUACGGAGGUCCGCAUAAAUCGAGCCGCAGCGAUUACUGCUUUGCCUCGUCAACACCAGAGGAGCUCGAGACUGUAUGAUUAGUCUGCUUGACUGGAUCAGGUAGAAGGAGAGGUAUUGCGGAGUGUAUAGUACACAACUGCUAAGCAUUGAGAGCCAGGUUAUGUAUCUUAAAUACUAUACGGUACAGAAUUAAUCGUCAUGUUCGCCCCAACUUGCUUCCCUUGCGGACCUCCAGACUGCCAAACAGGGUGGGAAGGGAGGAGAGGGGAACACUAUACCCACGAAGAAUAUCUUGGUAUUCUAAUACGACAGUAGUAUAUGUAGCAAACAAGCAUGGCAACUGGCCAUAUACG